CUUUGAUACUGCUGCUGCAUUGUGUUGCUCUAAGCCGUUUGUUUUAUUGUUACUGUGAUAUUGCUUCAUCAAAAAAAGUCCACUAGUUCACAAAAUUCAUAAAAAGAAGAGAGGGAAAGAAGAAUUAUAGAAGAAGAAUUAUAAUUUAAUUGAAUACGUUUUUAUGAGAUGGGAUUCACUCUGAAAGUUAAUCCACCCCUCUGUUGUAAGUCUGAAAUUUCAGAUGGUAAAUUAACUAAAACUGGUUGCCAGAAUAUUAAGAAAUACGUGUCAUUCCCCUUUAAAGUAGCAGAAAGGUUUUCCAUUGGCAAGAUCUUAUAUAAUUCUCUGUUCCAGCUCUUGUGUUGAUCCACUGCCCGCUGUGAACCGCCUAGGUGUCGCUGUUGGAGCGGCUUAUCGUGUUGGUGCCCAGCUUCGCCUCCAGCAGAGAGCAGUGCGCGGUCGGUUGGAUGUGAGCGCCACCGACCGACCUGUCUCUACUUCCAGAUUGAAGAUGGCGGUCUCGGUGUUCCCCGGCGUGCGGCUCCUGUCCAUCGGAGACGCGAACGGAGACAUACAGCGACACUCAGAGCAGCAGCCGCUGCGGUUAGAAGUGAAAACCUCACAAGAUGCUGCCCUCAUCAAUCUCUCCAAUGGAGAGGAGGCGAGUGUGUUCAAGUGUUCAGUUUCCAGGGAGACGGAGUGCAGCCGUGUGGGGAAGCAGUCAUUCAUCAUCACACUGGGCUGUAACAGCGUCCUGCUGCAGUUCUCCUCACCUGCAGACUUUCAGUCCUUUUAUAACCUCCUGAAGAACUGUCGUGGGCAUCUCGGUGAGCGCUCAGUCUUUAGUGACAGAACAGAGGAGUCCUCUGCUGUACAGUACUUCCAGUUUUAUGGCUACCUCUCCCAGCAACAGAACAUGAUGCAGGACUACGUUCGGACAGGGACCUACCAACGGGCGAUCCUCCAGAACCACACCGACUUCAAGGACAAGGUGGUGCUGGAUGUCGGUUGUGGCUCGGGGAUCCUCUCUUUCUUUGCAGCCCAAGCUGGAGCCAGGAAGGUCUACGCUGUGGAGGCCAGCACCAUGGCACAGCAUGCCGAGGUGCUGGUGAACAGUAACCGUUUAGGGGAGCGCGUGGUCGUCAUCCCGGGAAAGGUGGAGGAGGUGACGCUGCCCGAGCAGGUUGACAUCAUCAUCUCAGAGCCCAUGGGCUACAUGCUGUUCAAUGAGCGCAUGCUGGAGAGCUACCUGCAUGCCAAGAAGUUCCUCAAACCCAAUGGUAAAAUGUUCCCUACUAUCGGUGACGUCCACCUGGCCCCCUUCACAGACGAGCAGCUCUACAUGGAGCAGUUCACCAAGGCCAACUUCUGGUACCAGCCCUCCUUCCAUGGUGUAGACCUCUCUGCCCUACGGGGGGCAGCAGUGGACGAGUAUUUCCGCCAGCCAAUCGUGGACACAUUUGAUAUCCGUAUCCUGAUGGCCAAGUCGGUCAAGUACACAGUCAACUUCCUGGAGGCCAAAGAAGAUGAUCUUUACAGGAUAGAGAUUCCCUUUAAGUUCCACAUGAUGCACUCAGGCCUGGUGCACGGCCUGGCUUUCUGGUUUGAUGUGGCGUUUAUGGGAUCAGUGAUGACAGUAUGGCUGUCCACAGCACCCACAGAGCCCCUCACCCACUGGUACCAGGUGCGCUGUCUGCUGCAGUCUCCCCUCUUCACCAAGGCUGGAGAUACACUGUCCGGCACUGCAGUGCUGGUGGCCAACAAGAGACAGAGCUACGACAUCAGUAUUGUUGCCCAGGUGGACCAGACCGGAUCAAAGUCCAGCAAUCUCCUGGACUUGAAGAACCCCUUUUUCAGGUACACAGGCACCACCCCCAACCCUCCUCCUGGCUCACACUACACCUCCCCAUCUGAGAACAUGUGGAACACGGGGGCAGCCUACAGCAUGAGUCAGGGGAUGGGUGUAUCAGGGAUGCCUGCAGCUUAUGACCUCAGCACAGUCAUCGGCAGCGGCACGUCAGUGUCUCACAACAACCUCAUCCCCCUGGGUACGAAUCACACUCCACCUGGCCCCUCAACAUCUUGUGGAACUUGGUCUAGUGGGGAACAAAUAGGAGAGCAACAGAGGAAAUCUGCAGUGCAGCAUGAAGUACCAGUGAACACAGGGAUUGUGAACCACACCCAUUCCAGGAUGGGCUCCAUCAUGAGCACAGGAAUUGUCCAGGGAGCCACUACGGGCCAAUCAGGCCCCAGCAGCAGCGGUACUUACUAUCCCGUCACCAACCAGUUCACCAUGGGGGGUGCUGCCAUCUCCAUGGCCUCACCUAUGGUCAUCCCCAGCAACACCAUGCAUUACGGCAGUUAAGACGAAGACCUUGCAAAGACCUCUUUGACCUCCCCACCCCUGCAUGACAAGACAUCCCCAACCCCUCCCAGUGGAGCCCCUCAACCCUGACUGACCCACCAACCGCAGCCAAAACCAGUAUACCAAAACCAGUGCUGUCCCAGCACUUCCUCCCCUUGUUCGUCACCCUCAUUUUACUGUGUUCAGUCCAUCACUAUAUGAACGGUUGAACACUCUCGUAUCCGUCCAGACUCUUGUCUUGCUAACAGCAGAAACCACCACCUCCUCCUUUACCCCUCCUUGGAUUCAUUGGGACUGUAACACGUUCACAGCUGAGAUGCACAGCCGUUGUUUGUCCCCUUUCCUGGGUUCCCACCCUCUUCCCUCACCUCCCACUCCCCUUCUUUCUCAGUUUUUUUUUUCCAAUGUGUCAUAACCCACAUUUCCUCAAACCCUUCCUACCCCUAAGAAUCAACUUGUUGCCAGAUACCAGCAUCAGUCUCUUCCUAAAGUUCUCCGCCAGACCUACACUGAAGCUUCUCAUUAGUGCAGUAGGACACUAUUAUCAUCAUCAACACUCAUCUCUGGGCUGCCAUCUUGGCUUUUCAUAUCUGAUCGAAUCUUCAAGAGACUGACUCAUGCCAGACAAAAGUUCCUUUGAAAAAAACCCCACAUUUUUCCCGCUUACCUCUAGUCAGUGUUCUCAUGCAGUUAGUUUCAGUUUUAUGCAAAGGCAGAUAUAUCAGUAAACUGAAACCAUCUACAUGGCUAGAUACCCUUAAGAGUAAAUGAUAGAUUUUUGUGAUUUGGAUAAACUGACCCUCUAAGUUCUGCUUAUUACGCAAUGUGUGGUUAUCGGUGUUGUGUUUAUAUUCUCAAUCCUACUUAAAAGCAGUAGUCUUGAUGCAUUCCACCAAUGUUCAUUUAAACAUCAAGUUUUGGGAGUAUGGCACGGUGGUUACCUUCCAUUCUGAGUGAUGAGAUAAAGCAGCACCAUAAUCAUCUGUUUCUGCUGUAGAUAGUGGGUUCCAGUCCUUUUUGCUAAAAAUUAAGCAAACACUACAUUAACUGGAAUUGGGCUCCAUGCUAGCAUGUUGGCAUACAAUACAUUAAGUGGCAAUUAGCAAUAGCCUGUAAUGUAAAUGAACAGCUCUGAUAUUCUGUAUUUUUAAAGCUGCAUGAAUUGAUAUUUCUUCACCACAUGUUAGCAAACUGUUGCUUAUUUACACAUCUAGCACACACGGAGUAACAUCAGCAUUCAUUUGACUUCAUAUUUCUGACUACCAGACAGAUGUAAGUCAAAUAUUCACUCUUGUCAGAGCUGUCACUGAAACAGCUGCUGCUGGAAAUGAGGUUGCCUGAACCAAAGCAGUCAAUUUGUAGGCCAGAAAACCAAAACAACGAGCUGAAAGAUGCUAUGAAGCUCCGUAAAGCUGAGGGGAACUGCAGUCAAGAAAUAAUUAACUUCUCUUCUGUGGGUUUGUCACUAUGAACGACCCCUGUCACAUUCCACACAGUCAUUUGAUACAUUUGAAUAUAAAAUAUGGCUUAGUGCAGCUUUAAAUAUGCUUGCACAUCUUACCCAGACUUGUGAUGUUGUUAGCCUAGCUUAGCUCAAAGUCUGGAAGCAGGGAGUAACUGCUACCCUUUCUCUAUUAAAAAGGGAACAUAUGCUCCUCCAAAAUGCUCCUAAGCUCCUGUCUUGGGUUAAGUUUACAUCAUGUUCAUGUAAUAUUUAGAAAUAAACUUUUUAGAGCAGUUAAGUCAGACAAAUUCCUCGACCCACCUACAGCUGGGUGCAGUGUCUGCAUGCAGCAUCUCAAAAGUCCUGUCCUCAUAGUGGGGUUGCCAGGUUUGAGCACCGUCCAAAGUGAACAAAAAGCCAGGUGACACUUUAUAUUUGCACAGGUAAAACAAGUUCUACAACAAAUGAUUAAAGGGAGCUGUUAGAAGGUGUAUUUUGUCUGAUUUUUGAUAUAGCUAGGCUAACUAGCAUGAAGUGCUGGUCAGUUUAUAGCUGCUGCAGGUUAUCGUAUUCUUAUUUUUGAGGCAGGCCUCAGCUUCAAACGAACUUGUUUGUACAACAUGUCGUCUGAUUACAUCUAAAGGGAAAUGUGUAUAUAUACCUGUUCUGAAUGGCCACACCUGAAGGUGGAGCAUAAAGCCUGCCAUCGUAGCCUCUUCUGGCUGCGUCCCGCUGAUUCCUGAUAUCUCUCCAAGAUUUUUUUUUUUUUUUUAAAUGUCUGUUGCUUGAGAGAGAAGUUUAAAGCUUCGGCACAAUCUGCAAAUUGCUGUGUAAAGUUGGCAUGCCUGUCGGAUUUUAUGUCUGAAAUUUAAAAAAAACUGUCUGACGCAGCUGUUGUUAGGCGAUCUGACAAGCACUUCGUUUGAAGCACACUGAGGCCUUUAGGCAAACCCUAGAGACACCAGUCUGUUAGGGAGCUUUGGAUGAUUUUGGUGUGUUUGUUACCCAACAUGGAAGGUGACCAGUGGGACAGUCUGCCAAAAAAUAAUUGGUGUCCUUUUUUUUUUUUCUAGCUAGAACAUUUUAGUCCUUUCACAGUUGUAAACCUGCUGCUGCCUGUUCUCUUCACCCAAUACCCAGCUUUGAUCUGAGAGGACAUUGCAGCAGCACCCAAGCUGAUCAGCCAGUCAUUUGUGAAGCCAGAUUGCUCCGGCACAGUCAGAGGAGGAAGAUUUGGAGAACGAACCAGUAAGGACCAAUGACCCAGGCGGCAGCCAGCUGGCCGCCAGAAUGAGAAAAGCUGUGCUGGAUUGGCAUCGUCCUAGUUUACAUCCUUGCUUUCCUCCCUCGCUUCUCCUCCCAACCUCCUUUGAGACUAUGAGACUGUCGCAAAAAGACUUCAAGGUCGAGGCGUGGGAGACAGGGCCAGUCCAUCCCUCCUCGCCGUUCAAUAUGUAUGACCUCCAACAUAUCAUGCCCCCAACACACCCGACACCCUCAUCCCUGUGUAUGAGUUAAGGAGAGAAAGACUGACACAUGUAUGCAUUGCUUCCAGUGUCACAACUAUUGGACUUGGUUCAUUUGGAAUUUAUGGGUUAGCAAGUUUUAAGAGAGCUGCGAAAAAAAAUGUCUUUGUAGGAUUAACCUUUUUUGUCUUUAUUUUGUCUUUUUUCUUUCACAAAAAAACAACAAACAAUUAAAAAAAGAGAGCAAAUUAAAUGUGGUGGAGAUGUUCCAAAAACCAUCCUGGAAUCAGGUGUUGUAGUACUUUUAAUUUGUUCCCUAUAGUUUGUUAAAUAGACUGUGGACACACCAGAUGUUUACCAUGUGGUAGCUAGCCUAUAGCGAUCUUGUCCCUUUUUGUCAUGAAAUCAUUGCUCUGUGUAGUCAAUAGUGGCAUCCACUUUUAUCAUGGAAAAGUGUAUGACGAAGACUGUGUGUCAUGUUCUGUCAUUUCUGUGUGUUGACCUACCAGUAAUAACACCUUUCUCACUGUCUGA
Thunnus maccoyii (southern bluefin tuna) is the source of this 5791-nucleotide messenger RNA. It is a transcript of the gene carm1, whose product is annotated as coactivator-associated arginine methyltransferase 1. The coding region runs from base 494 to 2347 and encodes 617 amino acids. NCBI's taxonomy places the organism in Eukaryota, Metazoa, Chordata, Actinopteri, Scombriformes, Scombridae. The transcript has 16 exons. Gene Ontology annotation, biological process: peptidyl-arginine methylation. Gene Ontology annotation, molecular function: protein-arginine N-methyltransferase activity. The record is from RefSeq and is a predicted model, not a curated record.